Messenger RNA from Vicia villosa (hairy vetch), 1005 nucleotides. RefSeq lists its product as uncharacterized. The transcript has a single exon. The coding region runs from base 1 to 1005 and encodes 334 amino acids. The record is from RefSeq and is a predicted model, not a curated record. NCBI's taxonomy places the organism in Eukaryota, Viridiplantae, Streptophyta, Magnoliopsida, Fabales, Fabaceae.
AUGGGAAGCUCUCGUGGAAGGGGUAGACCGCCGAAGAAGAUGACUCAAUCGACGGGAACGAAACAUGGAGAUGGCUCAACUACGCCGGUGACUGCAGCAAUACCGGAAGAACAUGGGACGGUGAUUACUGAAUCGGAUCUUGAUAAGCAAGUGACGGAUAGUGACGGAAAAGGGAAAAGCAAAGAUGAACCUAGGGUGGAAGAACAGAUGAAGACGAAACCUAUUGGGGAUCAGAACAAGCUUUGGGUUGAUGUUAUCAGUGGUAAUAGGCAAACAACAAAUGGAAAGCAACUUCAAUUUGUUGCUCCAAAGAUAAAGGAGGGAAUUGUUGAAGUUGAAAUUGAAGAAAAAUAUGUGGAAGCGGAAAUUAGGUUUUGGGAGAACUCGUUGAUCAUGUAUGUGAUUGGUACCAAUUUGAGCAUGAAUGCGAUGAAGAAUUAUAUGAGUCGUAUGUGGAACUUUGUUGCGCUGCCUGACAUGUUCUACAAUGAUGAAGGCUAUUUCAUACUCAAAUUCAAGAAUGGUGAUGAUAGAGAUGAAGUUCUGAUGAAAGGUCCAUACACUUUUCAGAACAAACUAAUGAUUCUUUUGGAAUGGAGGCAUGAUUUUACCAUGGCAAAGGAUAUGCUCAGAUCGAUCCCAAUUUGGAUUAAACUACCAGGUCUUCCUCUACCUAUGUGGGGUGCUCAAAGUUUAGGGAAGAUUGGAAGUGCUGUGGGAAUACCCUUGUUCACGGAUGAGUGCACAGCAGAGAAACUUCGUGUGAGUUAUGCUAGGCUUCUGGUGGAGGUGGAUGUCACGCAGAAAUUGUGUGAAGAAAUUUCCAUCAGAGACCAUGAAGGGAGAGUAAGAAAACAGAAGGUUGAAUAUGAAUGGAGGCCUCAGUAUUGUGAAAGAUGCCAAAAAAUAGGCCAUGUAUGCUCCACUGAUAAGAAACCUCCUAUCAAAGUAUGGCAAGCUAAGACAACAAAGGUAGAUGAGGUGAAUGAAGUUAGUGACUCGUGA